This is a messenger RNA of Suillus clintonianus, 807 nucleotides long. RefSeq lists its product as uncharacterized. NCBI's taxonomy places the organism in Eukaryota, Fungi, Basidiomycota, Agaricomycetes, Boletales, Suillaceae. The record is from RefSeq and is a predicted model, not a curated record. Bases 1 to 807 code for a protein of 268 amino acids. The transcript is spliced from 3 exons.
AUGAACGCAGUCAUCAUGGAGCAUCAAGAGAUCGCUAGUACAGAGACAGAUCCCGCUUUCGCUUGGGUCUCCAAUGCAAACCCAGCUGCCCAGCUACGUCUGCAAGCGCCGCGCCCUGUUCGCAAUCACUUCUUGAAGGGUAUUUUGUCGGACAACGCACGGAUUGCCUUCAAUGUGACUGUGAAAGCAGAUCGCAAUCGCCUCGAUGCAUCUCUAAUGCAGUCGUUGUACGAGAUCACUGAUUUUUCUCAUGCUUUACACGUCUACGCGACCCGCAAUGGUUGUACACUCCCCGGCCAGCUCCUAUUCAAUACAUGGUUGAAAUUUCGCAUCCAGUUAUUUUCCGCAUUCCACACUUGCAGGAUCAUGCCGAGCCAACAAAUUCACGCCGAGCCACCUUCCAGUAAUUUUCCUAGAGGGAAUUGCGAUGCCGUAUUGUUUAACCAGAGGGUCGAUGGGUCUUAUGUCGCUCAAGUACGAGCCAUAUUCCAGCCAACCCUCCCCAGAGGUUCUCGUGCGCAGUUCCCCGAGCGCUUGUCUCAGGUGCUGGUAUAUAUCCAGCAUUUUGACUUCGUCGUGCCUGGCCCCGAGCCAUCUACGGGCAUGUGGAUGAGGGUGAUCAGAUGCGGAUCCAUAAUUCCUCUCACAGACGUUACACAUGCGGUGGAGAUUAUACCUGUCUAUCAAGGACCAUUGGGCAAGGAGGUGAAUUCUGGGAACUCGAUGGAGGUGUUCGACGACUAUUUCUUGAAUAAUUUUGCAGACAAAGAACUGUACCACUCGCUAUCAGUGAUCUCAGACGCCUAG